AUGGAUGAUUCAGAUGUCCAAAAGAAAAGAUUACAGUGGAUGGAAUUUGAAAAUAGAUUUGAUGAUUUAUAUGUAAAUGGAGUUAAUGAGUUUCAUGACUAUGCUUUCACUAAUUUGGCCUUAAGUAGUGACAUAGAAGAAGAGGAUAAAAAGGUACCUUGCCCUUGUAAUCGGUGCAACAAUAGUCGACAUAAAACAAGGGAGGAAAUCUAUAAUGAUUUGCUACUUAAUGGCAUUGUGCGAAGUUAUGUUCGUUGGAUUUAUCAUGGAGAAUAUAAACCCCCAUUUAAAAGAAGUAGAAAUGAUUUAGGUGAAGGUAGUAGUGAUGAUAUAUUUAGGAUGAUCCAUGAAAGAUUUAGUCCUGGAGUCUCGAAUAAUGAUGUAGAUGAUGAUCUUGAUGAAGAGCAACAAUCAACUGAGGCCAGUCUUCCUAAGUACACUAAGGGUACGAAAGAGGCAAGGAUCUUUGAAAAUUUGAUGAGAGAUGCUCACAAAACCUCAUACCCUAGUUGUGACGAGUUCUCCAAAUUGUCAUUCAUCUUGAAAUUAUUUCAAAUCAAAUGCAUGGACGGCAUGACUAAUAAAGCUUUUACUAGUAUGCUUCAAAUGUUCAAGAGUGCUUUACCCAAAGGUGCUGAUGUGCCAUCGAAUUAUUAUGAAGCACGAAAGAUGAUAACUGAUCUCGGCUUCAACUAUGAGAAAAUAGAAGCAUGUGAACAUGACUGCAUGCUAUUUUGGAAGGAGAACGCUGAUUUAGAAAAAUGUUCCAUUUGUGGUACAAAUCGCAAUAGAUCUUGUCCGAAAGUCUUACGCUAUUUCCCACUAAAACCAAGGUUGCAAAGGUUGUUCAUGUCAUCCAAAACAUCGAAUGACAUGAGAUGGCAUUUUGAUAAACGUGAAGAUGAUGGAGUCUUGAAGCACCCCGCCGACAGUGAGGCAUGGAAGCAUUUUGAUAAAGAACAUACUAUGUUUGCUUCGGACUCUCGUAAUGUAAGGUUGGGUUUAGCUAGUGAUGGGUUUAAUCCAUUUGGUGGGCUUAGAAGUGAAUAUAGUAUAUGGCCUGUAGUUCUUGUUGUGUAUAACUUGCCUCCAUGGAUGUGUAUGAAACAGCCGUAUAGUAUACUAUCUUUGUUGAUUCCCGAAAAAAGUGGGCCAGACAAUAACAUUGAUGUGUACUUGCAACCAUUAAUUGAGGAGCUAAAGGAGUUGUGGGAAACGGGCGCUAUGACUUAUGAUGCUUCUCAGAAUUCAUAUUUUCAUAUGCAUGCUGCAUUAUUGUGGACUAUCAACGAUUUUCCAGCAUAUGCUAACUUGUCAGGAUGGUCUACCAAGGGUUAUAAGGCAUGUCCUCGUUGUAUGAAUGAAACUAGCUCCAUUAGAUUACCAAAUCAAGGAUCAUGUUGUUAUAUGGAUACUCGUCGCUUUCUUCCAACAGACCAUAAAUGGAGAUUUAGUAAAUCUUUUAAUGGGAAAAUAGAAACAAGGGGUCCUCCUAAAAAGACAUCUGGAUAUGAUAUUUUAACUCAAGUUAGGGACCUCGAAGACAUGAAAUUUGGAAAAAAUGAAAUUUCUCCAAAAAGAGAUGAUAACUGGAAGAAGAAAAGUAUAUUUUUCAAUUGCCUUAUUGGAGUACCCUUUUGA
Messenger RNA from Beta vulgaris subsp. vulgaris (sugar beet), 1641 nucleotides. RefSeq lists its product as uncharacterized. The transcript has a single exon. The record is from RefSeq and is a predicted model, not a curated record. Bases 1 to 1641 code for a protein of 546 amino acids. Lineage: Eukaryota; Viridiplantae; Streptophyta; Magnoliopsida; Caryophyllales; Amaranthaceae.